AUGCAGACCCUUAACGCCAGCCGCCGCGCCGCGGCCCCCGGCCGCGGCCCCGCCCGCCGCGCCGCCCGCGCGGCCGCGCCCAAGGCCUUCGGCUCCAACGGCAGCACCGCGCUCGCCACCACCCAGAAGCUCGCCGAUGUCGAUGCCUACCAUGAGGCCUGGAUCUCCGCCGUCAACCCCGAGGCCGCGGGCGCCGCGGUAACCAUGAACGGCGACAGGGAGGUGUUCGAGACCGACUCGCGCGACGCCUACUUCACCCGCCGCCACGAGCUGGUCCUCAAGAGCUUCCCCAACGCCCUGGGCGUUGAUGACUUCAUCAGCCGCGUGGAGAUCGCCCUGGCCGCCCACGGCUUCCGCGGCGACAACUCGAUCGCGCGCGGGCGCUGCGUGUGA
Monoraphidium neglectum is the source of this 393-nucleotide messenger RNA. RefSeq lists its product as hypothetical. NCBI's taxonomy places the organism in Eukaryota, Viridiplantae, Chlorophyta, Chlorophyceae, Sphaeropleales, Selenastraceae. The record is from RefSeq and is a predicted model, not a curated record. Bases 1 to 393 code for a protein of 130 amino acids. The transcript has 2 exons.